Molecule: messenger RNA, 1272 nt
Organism: Leishmania mexicana MHOM/GT/2001/U1103
Lineage: Eukaryota; Euglenozoa; Kinetoplastea; Trypanosomatida; Trypanosomatidae
Exons: 1
Coding region: 1-1272 (423 amino acids)
Source: RefSeq, a predicted model, not a curated record
AUGACACACAUGGGCAGGGCCGCGGACGGCUACCAACGCCUCGGCAGCAACUACCCACAGGUCACACCCAGCUCGCAGUUCGCUGCCGCGUCGCCUGAUUCGGUGCUCGCCACAGCGAUUCAGACUCGACCACUGCAGGGGAAUCCAUUCCAUCCGCUGCUCUGGAACGGCAGUGCCACCAGUAGCACUGGGGCAGCCGGUGUGCAGGGAAGCCUCUCGCGGAAGAGCCGCACCAGGCUCACAUCGGGUGUCACAGCCGGUAGCGGUAGUGGACCGCUCUCCUCCACUUCAACACCGCUCUCUUCUUGCGCGUCGGCAGUCGCAUCAGGCGAAAGGCGACUCCAGCGUCGGGUCAGCCGUGACAGGCUUGGGGGAUCUUCGACUCCGACAUCCUCGUGCACCACCGCGCAAGUCUUGCAGCUGCAGCAACCGACGCAGAGCCGAAUGCCGCCGUCAUCCUCGUCUCCGCUUGCAUCGGUUGGCCUCACCGCUUCGGGGGCCGGUGGUGCCGUUACCCCUGCCAAUCGGGGCAGGGAGAGAAAGGUAGCGGCUGUGAACUACAACGCUCUCUUACAACAAGAGCUUCAGCAGCAGCAGCAACAACAGAGUUCGGGCACGGGGGGAUGGCCGACUCCGUCGCCGUCGCCGUCGCCACCCACCGGCGCGCUUCAGUAUGCGCAGUUGCCGCCCAGCGCGGGCGUGCAUGGAACGGGGCCUCACAGCGGUUCUGGGGAAGGAGGGUCUGAAGCACUAUCCUCUUCCGUAACAGUCUCGUCAGCGCCAGCAGGCGUCGUGGAGGGCCCGCUCCCGCCGGACGUGCGUCGCAUCAUUGGCCAGAGUUGCGCCAGCAGCAGCAGCAGCGGAGCGGACACGAACGCUUUCAUCGAUGCAGCAGAGCAACAGGCCCGUCGUCUCAUCAGCACCGGCCGCCGCGUGAAAGUGUAUCGAGAAGAGCUGGCGGCUGCGGAGGAGGAGCACAAAGACCUGUCCACCGCCGCGGUGGAGCGCCAACUUGUGCGCUCUGUACUACAGAGCGAGGUGGACGACAUUAACGCCCGCAUUCAGGCUCUCUUGCAGGAACGUUCGCUUGUUGAAGCGCAGCUGCACGCACAGGAUGAUGCGGCCGCGCGUGAGGCACGCCAGUUGACCGAGGCGCAGGACCGAGUGACGGUGCUGCGACAGACGAUUGAGGGCAUUGUGGAGGAGACUUCGGCGGCGCGGCUGAUGCUGCGGCAGCUCGUACCGUCUCUGCACAUCGAAAACUAUUACUAG